UCCAUUUAUUACAGAGUUGUGCCAAGAGACAGAUGUGUCUCUCGGACGCUGCUAAGAAUUUUAAUGUAAUCUGCGAUUAAUCGAUUUGAAACAACCUGUAAUCUUUACUCCCAAGUUCCCACUUACGCUCCGAAACACGCCGAUGGAUAUGUCAAGAUGCUGGCGCAGCAUGUCACGUAUUAUUCGAAAGCUAUGCUCCAAGGUCCGUCGACUCUGUUACAAUCAUUUUGAAGAUGAUGAUGUUGAGGAGGCGUUGAUUAUUAACAAGGAAUCUCUCCGGAAGCUCUCCAGUGAUCACCUAAACAGCGACGAGCUGAGGAGGGACGCUCACAUCUGGCAGAACAGGACCAAUGAGUUGAGGGAGGAAGUUCGCAUACUCAAGAAGCAAGUGAAGGAAUGCGUUACCGAGAAGGACGCUUUAUAUAUCGGACUAAAGCGAGCCAAAGAGGAGAUGAGCGAACUGAGAGCCGCGCUGCGACUCCAGCAGGAUGUAUUAAAAGAGCGCACCGCCGAGAUCCGAGCCAUUCAGGAUCAGGUGCGGAGGCGAGACGCCAGGAUUGGCGAAUACGUCCAAACUAUUCGUGAUCUGCAGGAACAGAUCAGUGUGAUGAAAAAGCAAGUUCAGGAGUGCAUCGUAUAUAAGGAAGCGAUGAAGAAAGUGGGGAAUGAGCAACGAGAAGAGUUGUCAGGGGAGUCCAAAAGCAGUACCGAGCAGUGUCCAGUGAAGGAAAGCGAGAACGAGGGACCUGAUGGUGAACCCCAAGCUGCAGCACAACCAGGAGUCACUAUCAAAAAGCUGGAGCACCAAACACCAUCAAACAGGCCUGACAGCUCCCAGGACACAAGUAGGAAGAGCUUUGCUGAUGAGCUUGCUCCAGGAGUGACAUUACUGCAACGAACAAACACUGAUUACAGGUCUUUCUGUGAGGCAUACGAUUUGGGCCCCAUGGUUGCAAGGGGAUCUUUUGGUCAAGUUUUUGCUGCCACUCGAAAGUCGGACAAAUUACCUGUGGCUGUUAAAUUUAUUAAAAGAGCCAGAGGUAAUGGACAUAUGCAGCAUCCUGAUGACCCUGAGGCAGUUCCUAUGGAAGUGGCCACCAUGAGAGCUGUUUGUGCUCCUCCCUCCUGUCCGUGGAUCAUCCAGUUACUGGACUGGUACUGUGGAUCCUCAAAGACUCUUUUGGUCCUGGAGCGGCCUAAGCAGUGCAUGAGCCUCUCGGAGUUUGCCCGAAACAAUAGAUGGAGACUGUCAGAGAAGCAGUCUCAAUCUGGAUAA
Polypterus senegalus (gray bichir) is the source of this 1276-nucleotide messenger RNA. RefSeq lists its product as uncharacterized. The coding region runs from base 143 to 1276 and encodes 377 amino acids. Gene Ontology annotation, biological process: negative regulation of apoptotic process; regulation of mitotic cell cycle; protein autophosphorylation. Gene Ontology annotation, molecular function: protein serine/threonine kinase activity; ATP binding. Lineage: Eukaryota; Metazoa; Chordata; Cladistia; Polypteriformes; Polypteridae. The record is from RefSeq and is a predicted model, not a curated record. Gene Ontology annotation, cellular component: cytoplasm. The transcript is spliced from 7 exons.